GCCGGCCCGCGCGAGGAAGCCGUUAGGCGAGAGAACGAGUCCGAGCGCGCGCGUGGCCCCUUCCCCCUCUCGGGUACGGCGGCCGGCAGCGGACACGCGAGCCAUGGACGCGAACACGGAGGCGGGCGCCGCCGAGUUGGAGUGCGGCAUCUGCUACCUGCCCUACGACCGCCAGGCGCGCGCCCCGCGCCGUCUCGGGCCCGCGCACGGCGCCUGGCGCCGCCCCGCCCCCUGCCGCCACGCGCUCUGCACCGCCUGCCUCUGCCGCCUGGCGCGCGACCAGGGCUGGGAGAAGGUCACGUGCCCCUUCUGCCGCACCCUCACCUCGCUGCGCGUGCGCGGCAGGGGCGGGGAGGCGGGGUCGAGGUGGCGGAGCAGCAGCAGCAGGCGCCGCCUGGCCCUGCCCCCCGUAGACCCUGAGCUCUGGAAGCGGAUUGGCCGGCGGGAAGGAGCGGGGGAGCAGGAGGAGGCGGCACCUGGCGAUGACGUACCGGAGGAGGCGGGCCAAUCGCGGCUGUGGCGGGCGCUGAAGAAGUUCUUGAGAGGAGGAGGGGGUGGCGGCAGCCGCAGUAGCGCGCGGCAGCGGCAGCCAAUCAACCCCUACGGUCCAGAGAUGAAGGACCUUGCCCUCAUGACCUGCUACAUCAUGUGAGGCUCCAAGGGCUAGCCCCAAGAGCUGGGGCUGGCUGUUCGUCAAAAGGCUUUGAAUGCUCUUGGGAGAAACCAGAGAUUCACGAGGCACCCGGGAUUGAUGUGAUCGCCUGCGGCCUUGACUCAUCACUGCUCAUCUCUGUUGGAGCACGGAGACUUGACGGGGGCUGUCGGGUCGAAUCAGCAGCAGAUAGGCAGAGGUGUCCCUUCCUGGAGAUCUCUGAACACCUGUCACCAUGAGGCCUGGUGGCUGAUCAUUUUGGAGGCUGGCAUCCCAACAGCUUGUCUGGUCCUGACAUCUUCAGCCCCUGAAAUGCCUACGUGUCUGGCUCUUCCACUCUCCACCUCUCUCUGCCAUAUAAAAUGCCAGCGAUGCCACUGACCUACCUACCAGCAGAUACUGUAAAUAUCUCUGGUGGAAAGUCCUGUACAGGCAAAAUCUGAGCCUCAAGUAUUAACGGAUUCAGACAGCAAGGUUAAGUCUGUGUACUAAUGAACUAGUUAAAAAUACCCCUCAAACCCAUGACCUCUUUCUCUGCGACUCCCAAUGAAAAGCCUAUUGCUGUGGUGGUGUUGCCAAAUUAUCUGCCAACCCUUAUCCUUUACCAUUGCGCAAGUUAGCAGCCCGAUCUGCAGGCAGAAUUCCUGUCUGGCCCCAGUUCCGGAGUGCUGCAUGUGACUAUAUUGCAUGAGGCGAGGGUUUCAGAUAAAGAGGCUGGCUUCUUGGUGCUCUCUGCUAUUGUAGCAUUUCUGUGAAAUGAAUUUAAAUAUUGAAGGGUUGGAAAUAGAGAAUGUCUGCAUCUGUUGUCUUUAAUAUUUGACUACUGUAACUUAUAUUUAAUUUUAAUAAAACCUGAGAUGUCAACGUU
Chrysemys picta bellii (western painted turtle) is the source of this 1520-nucleotide messenger RNA. RefSeq names its product ring finger protein 227 (gene RNF227). Gene Ontology annotation, biological process: protein ubiquitination. The record is from RefSeq and is a predicted model, not a curated record. Gene Ontology annotation, molecular function: ubiquitin protein ligase activity; metal ion binding. NCBI's taxonomy places the organism in Eukaryota, Metazoa, Chordata, Testudines, Emydidae.